AUGUUGUCUCGGGUUUUGAUGCGAGGAACCCGCCGCGCGGGCAUUGUCGGCCUUGGCGAGAACAGGGCAGUGAUGCCGCGCCAAUGGAUGGCUGCCGUGGCACGAAGCUUUGGAUCCGGUGGUGACCCGCGAGGCCACCUGAACCCGGAUGGAACGAGGCCAGAGCCCGAAGAUGCUGAGGAUUACCAUGACCCCGAUCCCAUGGACCAUUCUCCUCGGAUGAAGUUGGUCAAGGAGCGGGGUCAGACCUUUGUCGUCUCACAAGAUCCGCCCAAGAACAUCGCAGAGCUCUACCAAACCCAUGAGGAGCAUGUCCCUUUCUAUCCUCGUGGCCGCUUGAUCUUGAAGGGAAACUACAAGUUGACCAUGAAGGCUGAGUAUCUAUUCUUCUACAUUCCGACAACCAUUAUCCUGGGCCUGUGCAUUCCCGCCUUCACAACCAUCUACGCUUUGGAGGAGGCUGUGGCUUCGACGAUGACGAUCAAGGUGACCGGAAGACAAUGGUAUUGGGUCUAUGAAGUUGAGUCCCCCACCGACGAUGGUGAUGACGACGAUGAAUGA
Molecule: messenger RNA, 561 nt
Organism: Durusdinium trenchii
Lineage: Eukaryota; Dinophyceae; Suessiales; Symbiodiniaceae
Source: the annotation of a GenBank genome assembly